AUGCUCGCGCUCAAGUACAUGCAGAAACUGCUUUGGAGUCUCAACUCGUACAUGUACCCUGAGGACGACCAGAAGACGGAGAACCAAAUCUUCACCACCGCCGUCAUGGUUGCCCAGAAGUAUGCCAACGAGUGCGACCAGAUCCUGACCUGCGGACCAUGGGCCCACAUAAUCGGUGUCUCUGUCGCCCCGGUGAGCUUGAUCGAGAAGAUGUUCCUCGAGGGCAUCGAUUACCACCUUGUCACUACUAUGGACGAGUACAACCUAUGGCUCGGUUACCUCGCCCACCUGACAGAGACUGUUAUGCCCUUGCCGUGUUCAGCCAUCCUCGCCCUUUGCCAACCUUCCCUCACCACCGUCUCGCCUAUGCUUCUCUCAGACCCUCCUUUGGCAUCGGAGCUUGCGUCGCUUGCACCCAAGACUGUCGCUACUGGUAUCAACCAUACUCAUCUAGACGGUAGACGUCGUGAGCCAGUCCGAGACAUCGAGCAAGCCAGUCAUCCAUCAGAAACUAUGGCGUCAUCAUCGAUCGGUGGGGCCGGAGUAGGAGAGGCAGCCGGGACAGGAGUGACAGCAGAGGCAACCGCUGGAGCAACAGGCGAAUCGAUCGUCCCUUCACCCUCAGAGCCGCCACUCUCUUCUGCACCCCACUCUCAGCAGCUUCACAGCCUGAAACGUCCAUCCCAGGCAGCUUGCGCGAACCGACCAACCUACCUCGACUCAUCUCCGACCACCGAGGGUCUGUCAUCGUCAAUGUGGAACUUAUCCAUAGCAUAG
Molecule: messenger RNA, 777 nt
Organism: Linnemannia hyalina
Lineage: Eukaryota; Fungi; Mortierellomycota; Mortierellomycetes; Mortierellales; Mortierellaceae
Source: the annotation of a GenBank genome assembly